This is a messenger RNA of Seminavis robusta, 2334 nucleotides long. NCBI's taxonomy places the organism in Eukaryota, Bacillariophyta, Bacillariophyceae, Naviculales, Naviculaceae. The record is from the annotation of a GenBank genome assembly.
CUGCUGCAUCUUGCACCGCUCAUCAUACGUACAGUACCUAUCAGGGCCGGUCCUUGAUAACGAUGAUUUGACAAUCGUUCAGUCGAGACGGCAACAAACACACAACACACUCUCGCUGUUCCUUGAUCGUUUCACAAGAUCGAGGAUCCUCAUAGACAAGCGAUAUUAUAUAAUAAUACACACCCGCGAGGGCCGGUACUAUACAUCUUGCACAAUACAAUUCUAUAAAAUACAUUAUAAUGAAUGAGGACGACGUCCUUAAAGUUUGUUUGUCUGUGUGGGACGAACAGGACCAACUUCCAAAGCUCAUUGCCACUCUCAACGGCAUCGCCGCCCGCAACAUUGACGCCCAAGGAGAGGGAGACAAACAAACCAUUAAUAAACAAGUGAAAUUCAAAGUGGAGAUUGGUGGUACUAGCACGCGAAGCUACUGGAAAAGCAAGGAGGAUUGGGAAAAAGCCAUUGCAAAAGCUUGCAACAAUUGGACUCUCUUAAUUCAAGCUUUGUAUUCGAACCAAGCAAUCCUUCAAAAACCUCUUGUCGUGAGGUUUUCCAGUCCCACGGGUGACCGUCCCUUUGAUGAACCUUGCUCGUCAAAUGCCGAAUUCAAGGUCGUGACCCAGAUUGCGGCUUUCCUUUGUCCGCGUUUGCUUUCCGUGCAAGUGACCAUGGACGAUCAAGUAGCAAAGGAAUCUUUUGUCAAGUCGUUGACUGAAUUUCUACAAAAAUUUGCCCCCAUUUUCAGUUGUUCCUUGACCUUUCGCAGUGCGACGAGUACCACCACUAUCAAUAACAGUACCACCACUUUGCAGGUCGCGGACGAUUUUUUUGCUGCCUUGCUUGGCAUUCAUAAGCUUAAUAUGCAUCUAGCCCUGGACGAGCAUCAGCAAGAGCAAGAUUCCAUGCCACGACAGGCUCCGGUGGCAGUAUCCUUUUGUCAUUAUUUGUCCCAGGCGUGGACCAAUCCAAGUAGCCACCAAAACCGCUGCAGGCUCCGAAGCAUCACCUUGCACGGAAACUACUCUCAUCAGAAUGAUGAGACCGCAGCGGAAGCAGCCAUUCGAGCAUUCUUCCAACUCUUUCAACAGUCCCACAACACCAUGCAUUGGCUUUCUAUGGAAACCGCUGCUCCCUUCGACCACCCCGGAGGAUGCACGAUGAUGCAAGGCUUUUCUUGUCCCUACCGCCAGGACACGGGGCUGUUGUUUUGGCGGAAGGACGACGAGACCAAAGCCGAUUUGACUUUGCACAUUUUUGGGUGGCCCAGCAACCUCAACCAUGGCGUGUGUCCAUUAGAGCUAGCCAUUUGCAAUUCUUUGGAGCAAUUCGGUACGCUGCCUCCUUCCACCCCUGCCGACCCUCCUGCUGUUGGCAAUGUUGUUGGUGGUGCUGCUGCUGCGGCUGCUGCUGCUGCUCCUUCAACUAGUGGUUGUGGCUGCAAAAGGCUGAAGCAUUUGGACGUUUUCUUUGGCCGAACCACAACAUCCAAUGUUCUGGAACGCCUGCUCCGUAAUGCAUUGGGUACCAACAAGGUUCUUCAGCAACAAUUACGAACGUUGAGCUUGGGAAUUUUUUGUCCUUCUUCCUCCCGACUCCAGCAUCUGUAUUCGUAUUUGGUGGAUCUUGUGCCCCAAAUGACAAGCUUGCGGGAGCUCACGGCUCGGCCUAUUUUUGAGGUUUUUCUGACUCCUUUGCCCCUACCAGGUCGCAACGAGGAGGAACAACUAAGACGUUUUCCGACUCAGUUGACGACUAGUCUCCUGGACGGUCUCCGAGCCAAUACCUGUAUCGAAAGGUUUGACUGUUGCGAACACGUACUUCGAGAUAGCAGUCGUCACAGUACGAGUUCCUCGAUAAACGCAGUCUCCAAGAUUCGGCUUAUUUGUCGUCGCAACCAACUCCGCAAACUAAUGGAUGCCAUUAUCAAGGGGGUCAUGGCCACUGCCGACCAAGUACAUCGCCACAACAACAUGGGCGAGACGUCUCCACUUCUUCGUCCCAUUGCUCUAUUACCGCUGGCCAUAAAGGCAGUCCAUGACAACCAUGAAUGUCAAGAGGAGAGUUUCAGUCUGAUUUACAAUACUCUUCGGGUGGUAUUGCCCAACAUUGCAGACGACAAGUUCUAGUACGGUGAAAUCAAGCGAUCUUUGAUUGAUUGACAAUGCUGGAUGGACUGUCCAUCGCGCCACAACACUCUGUGCAAUUCGUAAGAGUCCUCUGGCAGACUCAGUUAGAACAAUGUAAAGGUAGAGCUAGAGACCAUUUGGCCAGCACUACUGGCUUCCGUAGAUAAUUUCCCUACUCUAAACCCCUUCUAUAAAACUUGCCAUGGUG